UAACUGAAGUUUCCAUAUCUUUAUAGUUUUGGGAAAGAAUUGUCUGUAUGAGAAUGAUGUGAUUAAAAUGUUGGGCAUUAGCCCCACAAAAAAAACUUAAAUAAAACUACCUAAAGUGUCUCGUUUGCGUGGUCCUCGCGUCUCGCCGUCAGCUCUAUAAAGUUGAAAAAAUCACUCGCCCUCAAUCAACAAAAUAGAUGAAUACGCGUAUCCCUGUUUUUGAGAAAAAAAAUUGUUUGAGUCGAAUUUGAAACUUUUACGGAUGUCCCUAUUGGAUCUCGAAGUGGAUACUUCUGAAAGUAAUCGAAAUAGCUUACUCGCUCACACAUUUGUGUCUCCCUUCUGAAAAUGGGAUGCGCCUAGCGUCCAUUGUCACGCCAAAAAGUAAUGUACACUUGAAAAGGAAUUGGCGAAGACUUGAAAGUUGGGACUAUGUCGUGCAAUAAUGCAAAAAGUAUGUGUUUUUAAUAUAGUAUGUGUAACGAAUUAUCCAAGAUCUACAGGGGAUCCAAGUGCAAUAAGAAUCCAGUGAAAAGAUAAUGCGGCUCAAAACCAAAUCAUGCUGCUGGUCAUGGUAGCUAUAGAUAGGUGUUACAGUUUUUUUUGGUGGUUCCAAAUCAUUGUUUAUAUCCAAUUUGAUUUUUGGAAGUAAUAAAGAGAUCGACUACCAACAACAACAAAUAGUUAGUUUGUUGCAAUAGUGAGCACAAAUCGUGGUUUAUAUAUUAGCAGUUCUAAAACACACCACCACCGCCGCCAUCAUUACCACCACCUUACUCCUAACAAUUGCCGAGUCGCGUAUCCUCUGUUGUGCGUGCCUGCCGCCUGCUGCUUUCCUGUAUAUCUCUGUAGCUGGGUAACCCAUCGGUUAAACAUCGAAUAAAAAAAUGUCUCGUUUUGGUCUCAGAAGUGCUGCGGAUGGGAUAAAACAAUUGGAGGAAAAACCAAGUCGAAGGAAAACAUAUAAUCCAGUGUCUAUAUCAAUGAAACGAAAUCCUCUACCAAAGGAUACAAAAUUUGUAACGAAUAUUAAGGAUGAAAAUAUAAUCGACGAUAUCAAAAUCGAAAUAGAUGAUGUCGAAAAGAUGUCGGAUGCCACAGAUGGACAACCAAGAAAUAGAAAUGUCACUGAUGGCGACGACGAUGAUGAGGACGAUGAUGGUGCAUUGGUUGAGGGCGAUGUAGAUGGUAAUUACGCACAGCCAUUUGCAUCGUCAUUCAAGGAUAGUUUAAUAUGCAGCGUACCUUUGGAGCGUAUACACGAUGUAAUACUGAAACUUAAUUUGACAAAAUCGAAGGUAGAAAACAAUAGCGGCACUAACAAACAAUCGGGCGAUAGGGAUGCUGAGGAUGUUGAUGAGUCUUUGGAUAAUGACGAGGAUGAAGAAGACGAUACCAACAACAUAUCUAAACAGUCUACUUCUACAAUAAAGAACCUCUGCUUGUAUUGCGAUAAGAAGUUCGCAUCGCACAAAAUGCAAUUGAAACAUGUGGAAAAGUUUCAUUGUUUACAACAAGAUCGUCGCUGUAGCGGGCGCAACUCGCAGAUGCAACAAGCGCAGACACCAAGAAAGCGCAAGCCAGCCCUGGGAACUCAGAACUUUGCCGGAUGUUCUUUUUGUCCAAAAAGCAAAGGUCAGUCGAAUUCGGUAAUACUACCAGCUUCCGAUUUGAGCGCUUUAUUUUUGCAUUUGGCUGAUUGUCAUGCCGACAAAUAUUUUGGAUGUAAAAUGUGCGUAAUGCGCUUUCAAAAUAUCUCUAAACUGUCCAAGCACAUGGAAGUUGUUCACAAGAGUUUAGCAUUUGCCUUCGAUGAAAGCAGCAGCAAGUCAAAGGACAAUGACACCGAUUCCCCCGUUUCAAAUGACAAACCGUUGGUGGGCGAAAGAAGCAAGCUAUCGUUGCGGCGUCAACAUCGAUCUCAGAAAUCUUUAGUUGCUGGCGCGAGUAGUAGUGGUAGCACUUCCACUACAAACACGGGGCCAAGUACCACAUCCAUUACACCAAAUACCUCGGUUAUUGGUGCUGAGGAACCAAUACUUUCCCGUUUAGGUCUUACUCAAAAUCGUUUGCCCAAUAAUCGCAAAGGUGUACGCUUAAGAAGGGAGAAAUUAAUUCCAGAAUUACUGCUGAAGUCCGAACAGAAUCAUCAACCAACCACAAAUUUUUCACACACACUCAAUACCUCAUCAGCAUUGGCCUCUUCUACAUGUUCUCCGAAAAUGCGUGGCAAAGCUAUUAAAACAGCUAGCGGCUUUUCUGGAGAAUCUUCGUCGGAUGUGAUUUUUCGUGUACCCACUCGCAAUGAUAUUCUUUCUUGUGUGUUCGAUGACAAUUUCUAUAAAGAGGUAGUGUCGAAUGUGCGCAACAAUUUGCUCUUUCAUUUGGAUGGAAAAAUAAUGGGGAAUUCACUGCAUAGUCUCGAUUCAUCGGUAAUGCGUCACGCCAUACAGCCUCAAAUACGAAGUACGCUAGUCAGAAGUCCAAUUGUUAUUACGUCCGACAGUGAGAUACAUGCAGCAACAAGUCUGGCUGCCAUAACCGCAUUUCCCACCCUAUUAACAGCCGAACAGUUUGGCGGAGAUGGUAACUCAUCGAAAAUACGAAGGCCUCACACAAAAAAUUCGUGGAAGUGGAAAUGGGAUAGCGUUAAAAAAUUUAAAUUGGUAAACGAAGGUGGUAAAAUUGUCAAAAAAAUGAAACACCCAAUGUUGGGUUUGCGUGAUCUUUCAAAAUUAGACAUGUGGACACAAUUGACAAUGCGGCAGAAACACGAAUUGCAGACACAUCAAUCAAAUCAGUCCACCGAUGAUGAUAGCUGGGUAACCGUGGAUAUACCCAACGAUCCUUCGCGCGAAGAAAAACAGCGGCUCAACGAUCAAUUGAAUAUGAUAUUGGAUAUGCGCCUUCUGCCACACAUCAUAUUGGAGCAAAAUGAACAAGCUAUUAUAAAACUAGAAAAUGACGAAUUCGGUAUUGGUCCAACUGAGCCAGUGACUGAAGACUCGGGCGACAAUUUCAUGGCUCAGACUUUUGCGGAUGAAACUUUUCUCUCAAUGCUAAAUUUAUUGCCAAAUGCAGACUCUAAAAAGAGCCGCAUGAAUAUUGUUCUCAGCGGUGAGUGGGCACGGCCCAGAUGCUAUCUGUGCAUGUGCUGUGGGGCAAAAUUCGAAAAACUGAAAUCCUUAGAGGAGCAUAAAAUGUUUCGACACUCGCAAAUACUUUCGACACACUAUGAGGUGGUGGGUCGUGAAUUGCUUAAUGGAAAUCUACUCCGCCAUUUGUUCCUACCCAAGAAAGCACUCAGUCGUUAUGCCAAUGAUAUGGGAAGUAGCAAUCUAAUUUAUACCGGUGCUGCCCGCAGGCUGUUUUGGCAUAAAAAUGAAACGCUUACCAGAGAAAUUACAAAUAACGAGGAGUCAUCUGACAGUUUGCAAUCCAUGCUGAACAGUUGCACCACAAACUCACUCAGUAUUAAGAACAGCAGUAGCACCGAGGACUGCGAAGUCGAUACUAAAAUAGCGACUGCAACGGCUUUGGGUCUAAUGCCGACCAAUACUGUCGUCUCUCCCACACACAGUAUUCAAUCUUGCAGUUCGUCAUCAUCUACUAGUGUUCCCAAGUCCAUUAUGAAAGUUCAAAAUACGACUCAGCCAUUGUCAAGUUUAUCAAUGGCCCACGCGAGCGGAAACAGUAUUUACGGCGGAAAUGGUUGCUCCAAAUGCGGCCGCAAAUGCAAUGGAAUCCUCGAUUUGUACCGCCACAUGCUCGAUUGCUCUGGCGAUUAUGUUUGGUCAUUGGCAAAGAAGCGCAAAUAUCGCUACUAUUGUGGUUCCAAGAAGCGUAGACCAUGCAACAAGCACAGUAUUUUGGAAUUGAGGAAAAAUAAAUCUGCACUUAAGCCUACAGUGAAAACGACCACGGUGUCCAACGACUGCACCGAAGAAGGGACAAGCACAUCUGUCAAUUUUACUAAAACCAAAACAUCCCCAAGACCCAGGCCCAGUGAUGCCGAAUCAAUUAAAAAGAUGCUGGAAAAUUUACCGCCAAAGCGUGUCUGUAAAAAGAUAUUUCCUGCAAUAAAUAAAACAAAGAAAAAUAUUAAACCUAAACUUUUGGCCAAACAUAAAAUAUUCCACAGCCUUCGAAAGACCCGAGUACGACAAAUGUCUCAAGCUGCAAAAAUUUUGUCUAAAACCAAAUCACAGUUGCAGAAAUCAAAAAAGAUAGUGACACGAUCAACGACGGUCCCCUUGCUGACUGCAGCUAAGAACAAAAGCCAAAAUAAGCCAAAGCCAAUCAAAACCUUAUCGUCGCGGAACGCUAAAGGCAAAACUUCUGAGAAGCUAUCAAGUCCCAUUAAUGAUGAAGUAGUAAGUAGCAUUAAGGUUGAACCCACAAAGGCUUCUCCAGUACCAACAGAGCCAGUUAUUGAAGAAGCUGAAAGAGAAAAAGAUGGCCAACUUGCCGCCAAUUCAAAUGUGCCUGAAAGCACAAACAAGAAGAACGAAGCGAAUAGCAUGCCAGCAGAGAAGGCCAUAUUCAAUGUGGCAAUGUCUUCGAGUGUCUUUGCGGAUGCUAGCCAAAGCGGCAUGCAAUGCUUUCUUUCAUCGACUCCAGACAACGACCAGCCUGACGUCUCUAGCAAAGAUGUGACAAAUGCCUCCAACCUUGGGGUGGUUUCGUCUGUUGAUGUAGAACGCCACCCUCCGGCCAACAAAAACGUUAAGAGGAGUAAGAGAAUAAGUGAUUGUAUCGCCAUGCUAACCGGCAAACUUGAGCAAAAACUUAAAACGGAGCAAAAGGUUUCUGCUCCAAGAACAGUUGCAGAGCAUAUUCCACAAAGUGUAAAAACAAAUACAACUCCAGUGCAAUUACCUCUUCCUACAUCGGCAUUACCACCAACCAUUAUUCCUAUUGCAAUACCACCGGCAAUACUUCCUACUUCCCUGGCACAACCCGCUAUAUCCCCAGCUUUAGCGCCAGGUGUAACAAAUCCGCCAGCACAUCAAAAGGAGUUGCUAAACCCUGCAAUCAAUGUUUCCGAAGACUUGAAAUCUAACAAAACACAAUCACCCAAAAAGACUCCCAAAAGAAAAGCUAUCUCCAGACGGAUUGUUAAAACCGAUGAUGCAGUAGGAAUUCCAAUUAGAGCUACAGAUCGAGUUGAUUCUGCCGUAAAGACGGUAGACGUAGCUACGGCACCAACUGAUAAACUACAACAACCUAUAGCUGUUUCAAUAAAUACGGGUGAUCAUAUUAAGCCUCCACAGAUUAUUGGUAUUCCACCCACAUCGGAUGUUGCAUUCGUCCAAGUCCAGGACGGAAAGCCAGCUAAAGCAAUUGCACCACCGGCCAUAAUUUCGCCAUUGCCACCCAUUAUGCCAUUAAAUAACCAAAAUCUUAUUCCCAACGUUGCAUUAUUUAUGCCAGUGGAUACUUUGUGUACACAGCACAUGCCAUCGAUGCCAGGCUUACCGUUACCGUUAUCUUUACCAGUAGCACCGCCACCGCCAGCUCCAAUUCCACUAGAAAAUGUGAUUCAACCGGCGCCUAUUGUUCACACAAUUGCUGCUGGACCUGGAGCAAUCAGCCUUUUACCACCUAGCAGCGCAAUACCACUAAUAACAAGCGUGCCAACGGCACAUCUACCACCUGGCCCUUCGUCCAUAGCACUACCCCUGGGAAGUUUUAGCAUUCAAGCUGCAACGGAACCCUUAAAUUUGUCUAGUUCAUCGAAAAAGUCUCAAAAACAAAGUCAAGAUUUAUCAUUCUCGAAUCGACAAAAAGGAAGCGGAAUCCCAGCACGUCGCCAGACAAUUUGUGGGUUUGAGGCGCGAAAUUUUGUUAUGUUUGAUGAAAUGGAACCACUGGAUCUAUCGAAAAAACCACGACCAGAAAAAAGUUCGCCAUCCCCUGUCGUAUCAGUGCUGCCAAAAUCUAUUGACAUGACACCUAUAUUGCUUCCAGCACAACAACCACAACCACUACCAUUACCUCAGCCUACGAUGGGCCCCAUCGAUACCUCUUCUCUUUUGCCGCCGGUACCAGUCCCGCCACUAACCCCCGAAGCCUUAUUAAACAAACCAUUUUACUCGAAUUUGGAUCUUUUGCGAAUACCACAAGUCAGAAAUCCGGUUGCAGGACAAAGUACUCCUACAUCAACAGAACCAACACCACCUCCCCCUCCGUUGCCACCAAUUGUGCCAAUUGUUGCGGCCCCACCUGCACCCAUAUUAACUACUAAGGCAGUGGCAAAGAAACGAAGCAAGCCCUGUCAAAUGGCAACAACAACGGCAGCAGCUGGAGCGCCUGCGAUUAACUUUGAAAGUGUCACCCCUACAACUCAAACUACUAUAACAAAGACAAACAACACCAAAGAUUUGGCUAAUAUCAUGCCGAAAAGAGAGAGUUCCUUCAAAGGAAAGGGAGUACUGCGUAUGGAUGAGGAGGUAAUAAAUCACAUCGAUGAUGCUAUCAAUUCCGUUAUAAAUGCGGUCAAGGCAAGUAUAGACAGCGAGGAAGCAGAAAAGUCAUCGCAGGAACUGAACACUCCCGUGGUACCGAUUUUACCAAAAACUACCGACGAUGUCAAUGUUACCAAGGAAUCUGUGGGAGAAUUUAAAUAUCUUACCGCAGCCAGACGCAAUAUGCGCUCUAAAACCUUAGAUUGUCGGCCGGCAGCGCUUAGCAAAGCCAAUUUGAAUGCAACAACAUUGAUAACAGACAGUAAUCAGCCUAAAGAGUCAACCGUUAAACCUCACCAUCAAACCAUAACGGUGCGAAAUAUUGAAACACUCACAAUUCCAGAGGCUAAUAGUAUUCCUUUGGAUUGUCCCAAUUCAUUGACGCCAAGUACUAAUGUUAGUGAUAGCUUCCAACAUUUGGAAGCGAAUAGGGAGGCGGAGAUAGAUCGCGUUGAGAGAAAUGCAACAACUAAACUACCUGAAGUGACCCAUAUGGAAAUUGUCCCCGAAUCAAGUACAACGAAGAGCAUAUGUGAAAAUAUAACAAGUAAUCUCAAUCAAGAACCACUGGUGGUUGAUGACAAUGCCAUAGGUUCCAAUACGAUUAUUGCCGCUCAAGCGGUCAAACAUAAUGAAAGUCCAAACAUUGAACGUGACGUGACUGUUUUAGCGGAGUCCGAAGCAGCACAAGCAGCCACCAAUACUAUUCCUGUGACAAACACUACUUUGGAUUUGGAACAAAUGAGCAACAACAAUAAUACCUCCUCCGGAUUUCACAGUUCCGCGCAAUCGGAUCAGCAAACUUCAGUCAUGUCGGCAACUACCACAUCCGUAUCGACAUCAAUGGUGGUACCGGACACUAAGAAGAAGCAAAGGAAACGACGCAAAAAUGAAUUGGCCGCCAUAGUCGCAGAUCAGCUUUUGGAAAGCUUUAAGCUCGAUAAAGCGCGUCGCGACAAUUUAAAGAAAUUGGAAAACUUGGCCUAUGAAAAAAGUGAAGAUUUAUUGCUAACAGGAAUGCUUUUAAUGUCGAGCACCAAAAGAAAUGUGUCUUCCUCAUCCGCUGUAAACAAUUCUGUGGCUGCAUCUACAACAACUGCGGCCGAUAAUACCGAAAGUACCAGUAAACGUUCUUCAAAUAAGUCCCAGCAGAAUAUGCAGGCUUCCAAAGCCAAUAGCACCAAUAGUACCAACACCACUGCCAUCACUCCCUCCUUAACCACGACGGAGUGUCCGAUUGUCAAUAAUAAGUAUCUGGAUGCCGAUAAAUCUGUAGCCGAAAAUUCGGAUGCCAAUGACAGCAAGAAAAAUAGUAAGCGUCGACAAUGUCGUCGUCGGGGAAAAACUCUCGAUAAUGAAAAUAUAAGUAAACUCAAGUCGUCAUUGGAAUCCUUUUCCAUAGACAUAGAACGGCAGCUGUCGGAGUAUGAAGCGAAAAAUGUAAAUGUUUUUAAAAAUGUCUCAGGCAAUGACGUGGGAAAAUCUCCGUCACAUUCUAAAACACAAACACCAGCUAACCCCAAGACUACCAUAAUUCUCAGGCCGAGUAUACUCUCUAUGACCCUUGAGGCCAGUGCUCACACAGAAAAUCCACAAGCAACAAAAUCACUGGCAAACAAUGCCGAUGCGGGUAAAACUGUAGUCUCUAGUCGGGAUCCUCGCUUAAAUAAAAACAUUCAUAAGGAAGGCGAAAAGAACCCCGAAAAGGCGGCGGAAAGUAAGCCAGUCUCAGCUGUUGUUGCUAAUGUGGCGCAAAAACACUCUAGAAGUCCCGAGGAAAUUGGUGAUCUUGAAGAAGACAAUUACCUCACGGAAAUCGCAAAAAAUGUCAAUGAGAAAAUUAUGUCAACAGAAAAUGAAGAAUUCGCAUUUAAGGAUGAUGGUUUUGAAAUGGCUAAUGACAUGGGCAUGGACGAUUCCAAUAGUAAAUUCUCUAGGCCACCCACUUCUAUGAGUGUACGUAGUGCCCCCAACUUCAACGAUGACCGCUCAAAUUUUGGUUCGAUUUGUGACGAGAAUACCAAUACCGAAGUUAUGGAUAUGGAUUUGGACGAUGAAAUGAGCGUGUACACCAGUUACUCUCAAGACUUGGGUCGUGGGCGCGGACGUAGAAGACGACGCAGACGUAGCAUAUUACUAACGCGAAAACCUAAGAAGAGAGCCUCAAGCCGCGAUUUAUCGGCUGAAAAAAUCGAAUGCAUUUUAUGCAAAAAGGUGUUUUAUAGCGCAAAUUCCUUGUCCAAGCACAAUAUGACACUUGCCCACGUCUCAAAGGUCUCCGAACAGGAAUAUUUGCUCUCGAAAUCUCUAACACAGAGUGUAAUUAAUGUUAAUCAAACACAAUCAACGGGACCAUUAGGGCCUUAUGCUAGAAGGACUGCUACUAGACGAGCAACAAUAUCCGAAGCACCCAUGCAUUUGCACUCUGAUAUUCUUGAUGAUUCGAACCCAUUACCAUUGCCCACGACAUCAAAUCUUCCAGCAACGUCAACGUCAACGACUCAACCUACACACUUACCUCCUAGGCAAAGUCCAUUUAAAUCAUUCAAUAGCCAAGAAGCUUUAGAAGUUUCUAAAAGAGAGGAACUACCAGCGGCUGAAUUAGUGGAAACAGCCAAAUCUUCAAAUACUCCGCAUUUGCCGAAAGAUGUUCAAGACAAUGAUUACGAUGCAAACAACGUAGGCAGUGUCGGCGGUGGAGGGGGUGUUGUCAACAAUGCAUCUUUCAAUGGCAACUCUCGACUCAAUCUCAAUCCAGAUGAACGUUUGUUCUUUGAAUGCUGCAAUAUUUUAAAAAGUGCCGAAACGCCACGUCUCAAUAGCGUAAUCGUACCCGAAGCUCCGGAGGAUUGUAAUAACAUCAGCACCAACUACAACAACUACACCUUUAGGCCACAGGACAAGUCAUCAUCCGCGCUAAAUAACUCAGAGUGUAUUCGAGAUCGUUCAAAUGUCACAAAUGUAAAUAUGGACAACACCGUCAGAAGUGGCAUCCACUCCCUGGGCCAUAUGGUCGCUAGCAAUAAUGCCCAACCUAACAAUCAUCAGCCGCUAAUGGAACAAUCAACUUUGUUCAGAGAUCCGCCAUCUAUAAAUACACCCAAUUGUUACAACCGACCUGUAACAGAAAAUCGGAACGCGAGAUCUCCUACUUAUUCUGCAAUAUCCCACCUUUCUGCUGUGACCAAUACAACAUCCCGCUUCAAGACCAAAGCUGCCAUGAAAGGCUAUGACGUUAAUUUAGAUCUGAUACACCAACAGGAAUCGAAGUCCCGAACAAUUUGUAAAUUAACUGAGCUGGCUGAAAUUGCCUUGGGCAAUGAAGACAAACCUAACUCGCACAGUUUCUCACCCAUUCAGAAUAGCAAUACUCCAACUCGGCCGCUGGUACCAGCAGCACCCUGUACUUCGAAAGUGGACACGGCAGCCAUGGAUGUUCCUCUGCGUAUGAAAGGGGUGGUAGGGGCAGACUAUCCCUCGUUGCUAGUAGUCGACAAUCCGAAAGAGUCCAAUAUUCCAUUAGCACCAAGAAAUGAAAGAACAAAAAAUAAUGAGACACGUAGUUCAACGUCCUCUAAAACUAUUAUGCAUUCGUCUAUUAUAAAGGCUGCUGUCGAGGAGCACCAAAAACCCGCCAAUUGCAACAAAAUUGUUAUUCCGGAUCGGCCAUUCAAAAAUAUUGGACUAGAGGAAAAGGAGACCAUAACCUUUCAGAAACCCAAGGCACCGCCAGUCCAUUUGCUUACAGAAGAUAACAAUAGUGUGUCCACCGGCAGCUUCUCGGAUAGAGAUGACUAUGAUUUCGGCUCAUUAAGCUGCGACGAAGAAGCGAGUGUACGCGAAUGUAACGAAAAGAUUCCGAAAAAUAAUUCGUCUGAGUCUAGUUCAGAAUCAAGUCGCGCCACUGCGAAGACCUUUGAAAACAAAUCGCUUAUAAUGGGAAGAAUCUUCAAGAAUGUCAGCACCAAAGCUGCUGUAAAGAAUAAUAUCGCACCAGCGGUUAAGGUAAAAAGUGUUGGAGUACAGAAGGACCAAGCUCCUACGCCCAAGGCCGAUUUGAAUCAACUGUUCGAUGAAUUAAGAGGAAACUCGGGAGUCGAAGGUAAUGUAAGCGAACGAAUUGGCAAUAUGAGUGCCAACGAUAGGGGCAUUAUGGUGGUGGGAAGCAGUCGGCUUAAUGCCAAACCCCACCAAAGAGAUAUUACAAAACAUAUAGCUCCGGCCGCUUCACCACCGGCUGUAGUAAGUUCAACAACUGCAACACCUCCGACAAAUACUCGCAAGAACAAAGCCCGCGAAUCUCGUCCCAAAGCUAAGAGUGCUGGAAAAACUCCUAAGGAUAUUUCCAAAUUACAAACCGAACUUGGUAUGAGUCCGGACGAAAUUAAAAAGUUAAUCGAUGAGGGUCAGCGCAAGUCGAAACGUCGAUGUGCUACAAAUCGUCCCAAAAAAUUAAUUGAAAUGUGGAGUUCGGAUGAGUACGAAGAGUUCCUCUCCACUAAAGACAUCAUUGCUUUAAUCGAAGAAAAGGAAGAAAAGGAAAAGCGAAAGAAGCGCAAAAGCAGUGUCAAUAUUUCAUCCAACAAUAGUGAAAUGGGCAAAGAAAAAGAUAUACCAGAUGUUACAUCCAGUACUAAGGACUCUAAGCGUAGAAAUACAAGAAAAACAAAUGUGACAACGGAGCGUCCGGUGGAUGAGCAACAAGGUAGUGUGGAAAGAAGACCAGCAAAAUCGAAAAAAGCCAACACGACCAAUAAAAAGGAAAAUACUGUUGUUACUACGUCGGCCGUGGCGAGAGGAACAGUAGCAGGAACCAAGUUACCUGAAAAAAUCGACACAGUAGCAGAAAAUACCAAAUCUAAAAGUGUUCCAAGCAAAGCUACAAAAUCGAAAGGCAAGCAAACAGAAAAGGCCAAAGCACCCGUUAAGCCGCCUUCAAAAGAACCUAAAUCGAAAACAAAAAAAUCCAAACUUGAUGAUGAGGACAAUAACAAUGACUCGGCUGAUGAUAUCGAAGAUGAUUAUUUAAUAUCGGAACUUAAACAAAAACAAGCAAAAAAGAAAACGGCUGCCUCUAAAGCCAGGCAAUCGAAAGCAGUUGGCAUUUCUGCUCCCACCGUAACAUCUACAGCAAAUCUGAAAGUAGCAAAAUCGUCAGCAGUGCCAUCAUCAUCACAAUCCACCCGCAAAAGGACGCCGGCGGUUAAUGUUACGGCCACAACCGCCGACAUUGUAAAGGCUCAAAAAGCACAGCCAAAGAAUAAACGAAAAAAUCAAGCCAAUCAAUCACCUCCAAGAAGAAAGCGACCUGCAACCGAAAAACUGUAUUACUGGUCAUCGUCAAGUGAUGAGGAGUUUGGACGAAUCAAUAACAACAACAAUAACAAGGGCAAUGCAAAUGUGAAUGUAAACACAGACAACUUUGAAACGGGCAAUGGAGAGCAAUAUCAAAAACAUGGAUGGAUAGUGGGUGAUUCCCAUAAGAAACUGGUUACCCUCUUGGCCAUUGCAAAGGGUAAUAAGAAAGUCGAUGGCGUUAAGAAAAACAUUACCAAAAAGCGCAGUUAAAUUUGUUCAAAAUUGAAAUGAUUUUUUUAUAACGGUGUAUCAUCCAAGAUAAGUAUAUGAUGUACAUAUAACACACUAACACAUAGACAACAUUCGUAGAUACGUUUACGUUAUAGAGAAAAACAAAUCUUCGUUGGAAAUAACAUAUGUGUGUACUAACCUAUAACCUUAAUUUUAACUAAGUAUGUACGUAUAAUAAUUACUAAAUAUCAUCAUGCUACAAGGCGUUGUUCAUACACUAUAAAAAGGUCAUAUUAGGCGGUUUUUGUUCGAAAGAAUUUUCUUAAGAAAAACAUUAGAUCUUUAUUUUAUUUUGAUGUUUCCUAUUGUUGUACAAGUCUGUUCUGAUACAGAGAGAGCGAGAGAGAGAGAGAGCAAAAUGAUUAUCUAUUAUAACGAAUAUUGAAAAUUGUAUUUAUUGUGUUCAACGACCAUACCCAUUAUUGUUUACAAAGUUGUACAUACAUACUUCACACAUGACAUGACAUAUUUUAAACCCGGCUAGACCAUGAGUUCUAUAAGCAAUCUCUAGAUACACAUUUUUGAUCAACUCUAGAUAUGGGCGUACAAAUCUAAAGCUUUAUUUUGUAGACAUUAUGCACAUCCGUUAUCUAUUAUCUAUCUUUCUUAUGGACACUAAUUAGAUCGUCUGCGAUUAUUUACACCAGGAAGUGGAAAAGUAUUGCAUACAAUACCGCUUUUAAAGAUGGGGUUACAUUCUAUGCGCGCGCAUUAAAAAUGCAACUCUGCAAACAAAUCCCAAAAUAACGACGCGCAAAAGUUCAUGAAUUUUCAACUUUAACGAUUGAACUCGAGCUUCGUUCUGUGUUGACAUACGUGAAGUAGUAUUUUUAGACGUCAAAGUAAAUAAUUGUAAAAUUUUUGCACGUUGCUUUUUGGCAUUUGUUUGCAGAGUUGCAUUUUUAACGCAACGCUCAAAAACAAAGCUCAACGCUCAUCUAUUUUGGCCUUAAACAUUAUAUAUAGGCAAAGAAUUGUAUCUUCCCACUUGGUGGCGCUUGUGAAUAUAGAUAGAUGAGAAUUAUCUAAAAGUCAUUUUUUGCAUUUUCUUAAUAUCCAUUAUUUCCUUUCCCCUGAAGGAAACUAUGACUUAAUAUACGUUUAACAAAUAACAGGGUUUCGACGGUCUUAGCUUCCGAUAUGUGUAUCUUUCUUUUUUAAUCUUUUCUAUUUGCUGUAAGGGUUGGUUUCUGCUUUCGGAAUAGCCGCUGAAAUUUUCAAUUGUUUCGCGAGCCAAAUUUGACAGCCAUACAGUGUUUUUGCUUCUAUAACAAAACACUUUUCUUUAUCUGCCCUUAAUUGUUUUCUUUAUAUACUUUUUCUCACAUAAAUAAAGAAAAACGAACCACUGAAACCAAAAAACAAAGAAAAAAGAUACCGGCAAUAGUUUUAAGUGUUGCCACUAUAGUAGUUUUUUUUUGCCAUUUUCCUCGCUAUAGGCAGAGUACUACUUUUCCGCCUGUUUUCAGCCAACGUUUCGCCGACGUUUUUUAUAUGUAGAUUGACAGCAUUCUACCUGAAAAGCUGAACAGAAUACUCAGCUUAAGUUUGAUUUUUUAAUUUGUUUUUUCGGCAGAGCUGCUUUGUUUGAAGAAAAAUAAAAUAAUUACCGACAACUAUAUAAGCUUGACAAAUUGCUGUCAAAUUUUGAGAGCCCAAAAAUUCCUCUGCCGUCCAAUUUUUGCGUAGAUGUUGGCCGAUUGUUCAUAUUGGCCGAUUGUUCAAGAAUUCAAGUCGGUAGAUUGGUGCAUAUGGGAGCUAUAUCUAAACUUGGACCAUUUAAAGUCCCAAUCAAACAAGAUGUUGGAGAAGUAUCUGUGAAAAUUUCGGGAAGUUUUAAUCGUUCGAGAGUGAGUAAGCUUUUGGAUAGACACCUUAUUCUUUGGCAAAAUGUAUACAAGUACUGUCAUAUGGCAACACUUAGCUUUGUCAACAUAAAAAGGUUAAAAAUCUGAAAUUAAUCAAUGAAAAGCGUACACCGCACUUUAAAGCAAUUACAAAUCUUUCGGAGAACACCGUAGCGCAGAGGUCAGCAUGACCGCCUAUAACGCUGAACGCCUGGGUUCGAAUCCAUGCGAGGCCAUCAGAAAAAUGUUCAGCGGUGGUUUUCCUCUCUUUACUCUGGCAACAUUUUUGAAGUACUAUGCCUUGUAAAAACUUCUCUCGCACUGCGGCACGCCGUUCGGACUCGUCUAUAAGAAAGACGCCCAUUAUCAUUGAAUCGGACUACACUCAUUGAUAUGUGAGAAGUUUGCCACUAUUCCUUAGUGGAACAUUCCAUUUUUCGGAAAAGCAUACAUUCACAUAAUUUGUCUUCUCAAAUUAAAGUAGUAAAAUGAACAGUUUUCAAUAUACACAUCCCAAUUUGUCAAAUUUUACAUACUCUAUAAAGUCAAAUUUUGCAACAAUUUUGUAAGAGAAACGAUCACACGACUUAAACAAACGUUCAUUGGUUAAAGAGACGCACUUUUCAUCUUUCAGAAACUUGCUGCUAUUCACAAUAAUAACGAACCUUUGUAAUUAUAGAGUUAAAGCUGCUAUCACACUAUAUGUGCUUGUUUUAUGAAAUUUCUAUUUAUUAAUUUGUUGAAGUUGCACACAUAGAUGGCGUGCCAAUCGGUAUCAAUCUCCUAUGUUGAGAUGUAAAAAUAGUGUAGGGAGUGUUUUUUGACACUGGUGAGAAAAAAUUAACAUUUUGCUGUGCCAAACGGUAAAAUUCUCACUAUACAAAUUUUUGACAUUUUUGACAUUUCUGCCUGAGCAACGACAAGCCAAGUUAUUUCAAAUAAUCAAAAUUUAUUGAAAAUUAUAUAUGACUUGCCAAAAACACUUGUUUAGUAAACUUGCAAUAAGCACAAUGAGAUACUUGGCAUAGUUCACAGAUAAAAGUCUCUUUGGAUUAAUGAUUUUAUUGUAUCAAGAUUUUAUUAACAUUUAAAAGCCGAAUGAUUGCUGCUGCCGACGCCUUCCAACAAAUAUAGUGGUUGCAUAUGUCUCUCUUGUUUUCCCAUUUUUUUUGCAACAGUGGCAUUUAUCAUAAAUUUUCAAAUGGCAAUGUGACAAUAUUAUCAGCCCUAUUUUGAAUAACAAUGUACUGGGAGUUUUUUCCCAAAUCCCUUUUCCCCUAUUCUAAACAAACUUUGAAAAAGGAUAAUAUCUCCCUGGGAAAGCUUAAGCUGCCAUUAGACGAUAAGACAUAUGAUAUGAGUUGUCACUUUCUGUAUUCAUAAGCCUUGUCUUAUAUACGUCGAAUACGAAUAGAUCGCCCUCUAAUCACAUGUCUAUUACAAAAAAAAAGUACAAUACAUGCCGAUUAGUACGCGGUCUAUUCGUAUUUAACGUACAUAAGGGAAGCUAAGGGCAUACAGAAAGUGACAGAACAUAUGUAAAACUUAUAAUACCCUACACCACUACUGUUGUACAGGGUAUUAUAAGUUUGUGCAGUUUUUUGCAAUGCUAAGAAGGAGAAGAGCUAGACCCAUUGAUAAGUAUACCAAUCGACUCAGAAUCACUUUCUGAUUUGAUUGAGCCAUGUCCGUCUGUGAGUCCAUGUAUUUUUGUUAUCAAAGUGCAGGUCGUGUUUGUUGUCCAAUCACCACGAAAUUUUGCACAUAUCACUUUAUUGGCCCAAGGACAGACGCUUUUUAUUUUGGUAAAAAUCGGUUCAGAUUUUUAUAUAGCUCCCAUAUAUAUGUAUCGCCCGAUUUGCACCUAAAUGGCCGUAGCACCCAUACAUAUUUAUUGCCGGAUUUGCACUUAUAUGGCCGUAGUAAUAACAAUUUUCAAACCAUCUGUUUGAAAGUCGGUUCAGAUUUAGAUAUAGCUCUCAAUACAUAUAUAUUUAUAUAUUGCCCGAAUUUAGAGGUGUAGAUUAGGUGUAGAGUAUUAUACGAGGGCGGUUCGGAAACUUCUUAGCCUAUCAAUGAAAGAAAACUUCUUAGCCUAAUCUACUGAAACUUCAAUACACUUAGUUCAACGCUUAUCUCUCUCUUAUUCCUUGAAAUUUUGCACAUGGUGUUUUGGUAUCACUGUCAACAACUGUGUUAAGUAUGAUUCAAAUCGUUUCAUAAUCUGGUAUAAAUGUCGUAUAAACCGAUCUUGACUUCUUUAGCCGCUAGAGAGCGCAAUUCUCAUCCGAUUUGGCUGAAAUUUGGCAUGACUUCCAAUGACUGUGCUAAGUAUGGCGUGAAUCGGUACAUAAAUUGAUAUAGCUGCCAUACAAACCGAUCUUGGAUCUUGACUUCUUUAGCCGCUAGAGAACGGAAUUCUCAUCCCAUUUGGCUGAAAUUUUGCAUGAGGUGCUUCGUUAUGACUUCCCAUGACUGUGCUAGGUAUGGCGCAAAUCAGUACAUAAAUUGAUAUAGCUGCCAUAUAAACCGAUCGGGGAUAUUGACUUCUUGAGCCUCUAGAGGGCGCAAGUCUCAUCCGAUUUUGCAGAAAUUUUGUACAACUGCUUCUCUCAUGACCUACAACAUACGUGUUCAAUAUGGUCUGAAUCGAUCAAUAGCUUGAUAAGCUCCCAUAUAAACCGAUCUCCCGAUCUUGCUUCUUGAGCCGCUAUUCUUAUCCGAAUGAACUGAAAUAUUACACAAUGACUUGUACAAUGUUUAGCAUUCAUUUAUGGUCCGAAUCGGACUAUAACUUGAUAUAGCUCCAAUAGCAUAACAGUUUUUAUUAUUUUUUUUUGAACACGCCAAAUGCGAUCCAUGGUGGAGGGUACAUAAUAUUGGGCCCGGUCGAAAUUAGCACGCUCUUAAUUGUUUCUGUUUAUACCGCGCCUUUUGUGCUGGGCAGAGAACUUUCCAAACCGCCCUCGUAUAGUAGACUUUUGUCUUUCCUUACGGGUUUUUAAUUUUUCUUUUUAUGUGUACACUUGAGAAGAAAGUGAAAGAGAGAUAUAGAGUUUGACGGAAAAUGUUUUUUUUUUGUUCGCUACUUUCAAUUCUAGUCGCGUCAUUAAAAUGCUGCCCAAAACCCUUUCUGAGGUUAAAUUACAGCAAUGGAUUUCAUCAUUAACAACCACAAAAACUUUGGUAUUCCAUGCCAAAAAUUUGCAUUUAAUUUUGAGGAUACUAUUCCGUAUUGGAAUCAAAUCAAACAAUUCAUUUUACUGCCAUAUGUUUUAUGUAACAUAAAAUGUCCAUGUUUCAAUCCACACUUGUAUAGAACGAGAGUAUGAAUGAAUCACUUUAAAAUCCCAGUAUGUUAAUCAUUUAUGAGAAUUUUAGGUGAUAGUUUUCCCUGUAACAUUAGUGCAAGUCUAGUUUGUCAUUCAUCAUGCAAAAUCUGAUCAAAGACACCAUUUUAUAUUUUAUACAAGUUUUUUUUAACUAUUUUUAGUCUAUUUGUCUUCCUUUUCAUAUAUUAGCUUUUGAUUUCUUAUUUUUUUUAAUACCCAUUUUAUGUAUAUAUCUAAAAAAUAAUACAAAGGAGAUACAUACAAAAAAAACAGAGUGAAAUAAGAACUCAACAUUUUUUUGUUUUGGCCAACUUGCUGCCUCGCAUAUUUGCGAGAAAAAAAAAAACCUUAGUUAUUGCAUUAGGAGUUCCUUUCCCAUCCGAAGAAUGGUCCAUUGAGUUUAAGCGCAUUGUCGAAAAUAUUGUCUCUAUCGUCUAAAUGUUUGUAAUAUGUAUAUGUAAAAAUUUGCUAAUAAGUAACACACAAACAAUAAACACAUUAAGCAUAAAGUAAAUAAUUAAGUAAGUUUAGAAAUCCCCUUGUCGUUGUAUACUUAUCUCACACAAACAUGUAUUUAUGUACUAUUUUGAUAUAUAUAUAUAGGCAGAAAAGAAAUAAUUAAGGUUCUAUUCUCAAUCUCACCACUAAUUAUGGAACGAGCGAAAAAUAAGCGUAGUUCUAAUGUAGUUUGUAGUGUAGUUUUCUAGCAUAAUUCAUAGUUUACAACAUAAGCAGUGUGCUAUAAUAAAUAAAUACAUACAUAAUAACUAUAUAUAUAUACACAUAUAUAUAUAUAUAUAUAUUUACAAAUAGAAAUGUAUGUUAAAUAAAUGAUUAAGUUAAGUACAUAUAUAGAAUGAGAUAUAAUUGACACAUUUUGUUGUACGACCUGCGUUGGUCAAAAUGAAAUAAAUAUUUUAAAAUAUCAUUUGUAUGUGUUAUUGUAUUGUAAUUUAGCAUACUUUAAAUUAAACCUAUAAUCAUCUAAAUAAUAAUAAUAAUAAAACCACAAACACAGUAACACAUCAUAUAAACACAAAUACAAGUAUAAAUAAAGCAAAGCUUAUAAUAAAUAAUUACAAA
Messenger RNA from Stomoxys calcitrans (stable fly), 18318 nucleotides. RefSeq lists its product as uncharacterized. The record is from RefSeq and is a predicted model, not a curated record. The transcript is spliced from 4 exons. Bases 888 to 12035 code for a protein of 3715 amino acids. NCBI's taxonomy places the organism in Eukaryota, Metazoa, Arthropoda, Insecta, Diptera, Muscidae.